AAAGCACUCUAAGCUUCUGAUUUUCACACCUAAAGUACAGAGCUUAGAAACAUUGUCCGUGAAACAGUGAAUGAUUCUGGGCUAUAAGGUUUCCUCAACACAAUGCAAGCAGUUCGGCCUCGCUAUGCAGUAAACCGGCCAGCUUAUUCUCAACCUGAGUUUGAUGAGGAAUUUGACAGGAAAAGGAGGAGCUUUCCUCUGGGGGACAAAGUAAAAAAGGUCUUCAGUUGUUCCAGUGGGCGGCUGAAAAGUCUUCUCUUCAGACACGUGCCAGUGCUCGGCUGGCUACCCAAAUACAACUUCAGACAGAACCUCCUGACUGAUGUUAUCAGCGGAGUCAGUGCAGGCACCAUUCAGGUUCCCCAGGGCAUGGCCUUUGCUCUGUUGGCUAACCUCCCCCCAGUCAAUGGGCUUUAUUCAUCCUUCUUCCCUCUCAUUCCAUACUUCUUUAUGGGCACAGCCCACCAAAUGGUGCCAGGCACUUUUGCUGUGCUGAGUAUCAUGGUGGGUAUGGUGUGUCUGAGGCUGGCACCAGAGUCAGAUUUUAGCCAUUUCAAUGCCACCCUCAAUGCCACUGUAGUGGAUGAGGGGAAGAUGAACGAGGUCCGCCUGGGCAUAUCAGGCACUUUGGCUUGUCUGACUGCCAUCAUACAGAUUGGUCUAGGCAUGAUGCAGUUUGGAUUUGUGGCCAUAUACCUCUCUGAGUCAUUCGUUAGAGGGUUCAUGACAGCUGCAGGUCUGCAGAUUCUCAUAUCUGUACUCAAAUACAUCUUUGGGAUCAGCGUGCCACCAUACAGUGGACCUUUGGCUGUGAUUUAUACCCUUAUAGACAUAUGCCGGGGCUUGCCUGAAACCAACAUAGCCUCUCUGGUGUUUGCCCUGGUCAGCUCUGUGGUGCUGAUCACAGUGAAAGAGCUGAGUGCUCGCUACCGCCAUAAAAUCCCCUUUCCCAUCCCCAUGGAGAUCAUCAUUGUGGUGGUGGCCACUGCCAUCUCAGGGCCACUGGAUCUGCCUGAGAAGUACCACAUGGACAUAGUGGGACAAAUCCCUUUGGGUUUUCCAGCCCCAAUCCUGCCCACUGUGUCUCAGUGGGAGGACAUGUUGAGUACAGCCUUCUCCCUCGCCAUAGUUGGAUAUGUCAUCAAUCUGGCCAUGGGCAGAACACUGGCCGCUAAGCAUGGCUAUGAUGUGGAACCCAAUCAGGAAAUGCUUGCUUUGGGCUUCAGUAACUUCCUGGGUGGUUUCUUUAAGAUUCAUGUCAUCUGCUGUGCUCUGUCUGUCACGUUGGCUGUAGACAGUGCAGGGGGCUCCUCGCAGUUUGCCAGUCUUUGUGUUAUGCUAGUCGUUAUGGUCACCAUGCUGGUACUGGGAGCCUAUCUAAAGCCGCUUCCUAAGUCAGUUCUAGGAGCACUCAUAGCUGUUAAUCUGAAGAACACAUUGCUGCAGCUCUCAGACCCGUACUACCUAUGGAAGAAGAGCAAAUUAGACUGUUGUGUAUGGGUUGUAUCUUUUUUGGCAACAUUCUUCCUGAGCUUGCCAUUUGGCGUUGCGAUUGGGGUGGGCUUUUCUAUCCUGGUAGUGAUUUUUCAGACUCAGUUUCGUAAUGGCUCAGAAGUGGCUCAGGUCAUGGAUACAGAUCUGUACAAGAACCCUAAAGUCUAUAAUAAGGUGACAGCAGUUGAAGGUGUGAAAAUUGUAAAGUAUUGCUCACCUCUUUACUUUGCCAACGCAGAGAUAUUUCGACGAAAGGUGAUCAGUAAAACUGGACUUGACCCAGGGAAGGUUCUCCUGGCCAGGAAGAAGUUUCUGAAAAAACAACAAGACAAAGAGAAGCAGGAGAUAAAAUCAAAGCAAAGUCAGGUGAAGGCGGCUGCCAGAAAGAGGAAACUAAGCUCGCUGAUUACAAUGAAGGCUCAGACCAUUUCACAAAUUGAUCUGCAGAGUGACUUUUACACUAUUGGUGCCGAUAUGCCUACGAGUUACGUCAACCCCUACUGUGACAUCACUGGCUCCACUGACCAGUUACCAGACCCUGUGCCCACUAGCCCACCUUCUGUAACCAUAGAGAUGCAGCCCAUGCCCUUCCAUACACUCAUAUUGGACCUAGCAGGAGUCUGCUUCAUUGACCUAAUGGGAAUUAAGGUUCUCACCAAGAUGAGCAACACUUAUAGCAUGCUGGGGAUCAGCCUGUAUUUAGCAAAUGUUCAAGCUCAGGUGCUUGAGGAGCUGGAGGCUGGGGGCGUGUUUGUUGAAAGCAGUCUUACUCCUGGUCACCUGUUCCUCUCUGUCCAUGACGCAGUCCUGUUUGCACAGCACAAAUCACUAACCUCUGACUCUAUGGAAGAGACAGACAAGGAAAGGAUGAAGCUGGCUUUUGAUAUACAGGAAGAGAAACUCGACCUGGAGCAGGAACUGUUUUGAGACUUCCAAAGAAGAAUUCAAAUUGGUUAUGAAAGGCAUUUUAUUUUAGGUCAUUUAGGACAGUGCACCAAUCCUGAAUCAUAUGAAUAUGUGUAGGUCUCAUUUUAUGAUUAUACUGUGCAACACUGGAGUCUACCUUGCUGGUGAAUGUGGCCUAAAGAGAGACUACCCAGAGAAAAACAGCUCAUCAUCAAGAAUCAGUUAUUCACAUAGACUGGCUAUAGACGUGUCCUGUUCCUGCAUUAUACAGAAGACAGUUUCAUUAUUGUUUUAAAAGCUGCUUUUUUUUCAGCAAGUUUUAGGUGUUGGGUUUGUGAGGAUGGUCAUAAUGUAAUUGUGUGCAUGUUGUUCAUGUGCUAGCCAGCAGAGGGCAGGCAGUACUUCCUUUGAACAAAUUCAAAAUAAACAGUGGACCCUCUGUGAUGAAAAACCUUAAA
Molecule: messenger RNA, 2858 nt
Organism: Pygocentrus nattereri (red-bellied piranha)
Lineage: Eukaryota; Metazoa; Chordata; Actinopteri; Characiformes; Serrasalmidae
Product: solute carrier family 26 member 9
Exons: 21
Coding region: 103-2421 (772 amino acids)
Biological process (GO): transmembrane transport
Cellular component (GO): membrane
Molecular function (GO): bicarbonate transmembrane transporter activity; oxalate transmembrane transporter activity; sulfate transmembrane transporter activity
Source: RefSeq, a predicted model, not a curated record